Messenger RNA from Xenopus laevis (African clawed frog), 696 nucleotides. RefSeq names its product gelsolin-related protein of 125 kDa-like. Lineage: Eukaryota; Metazoa; Chordata; Amphibia; Anura; Pipidae. The record is from RefSeq and is a predicted model, not a curated record. The transcript has 4 exons. The coding region runs from base 1 to 696 and encodes 231 amino acids.
AUGAAUGCAGUAAUUGAAGAACAUGAUGAUAUUAUAGACUGUAAAAGCUGCAGCAAAGUGGACAUUUCCUGCAACGAAAUUGCGUUCUGUGGAAGAUGGGGUUAUUUAUUGAUGGUUAUCAUCUCCCCGAUUGCGAUUUUGACCCUAGUAAUCGCUUUUAUAUGGUUUGUGUGCAAACAAAUAAUUGCACGCGCACACAGACGCAUAGAAGCUGCAAAAAACCCUAAAGCUAAAACAGAUGAAGCAAAUGAGGUCAAAAUCACUAUUCCCGAAAAAAAGGAUGAAGAAGUAGAGAAACAAACUAAAGCUAAAACAGAUGACGCAAAAGAGGUCAAAAUCACUAUUCCUGAAACAGAUGAUGAAGAAGAAGAGGUAGAGGAAGAAGAAGUAGAGGAAGAAGAAGUAGAGGAAGAAGAAGAGGUAGAGGAAGAAGAAGUAGAGGAAGAAGAAGUAGAGGAAGAACAGGAAUUAGAGGAAGAACAAGAAGUAGAGGAGCAAACUAAAGCUAAAAGGGAUUAUGCAAAAGAGGUCAAAAUCACUAUUCCAGAAACAGACGAUGAAGUAGAAGUAGAGGAAGAAGAAGUAGAGGAAGAACAGGAAGUAGAGGAAGAACAAGAAGUAGAGGAAGAAGAAGUAGAGGAAGAAGUAGUAGAAGCAGAAGAGGGCAGUGAAGCCUCAGAUACAGAGGAAGAAUAG